This is a messenger RNA of Hemicordylus capensis (graceful crag lizard), 5625 nucleotides long. RefSeq names its product zinc finger protein 345-like. The coding region runs from base 259 to 2643 and encodes 794 amino acids. Gene Ontology annotation, molecular function: DNA-binding transcription factor activity, RNA polymerase II-specific; RNA polymerase II cis-regulatory region sequence-specific DNA binding. Lineage: Eukaryota; Metazoa; Chordata; Lepidosauria; Squamata; Cordylidae. Gene Ontology annotation, biological process: regulation of transcription by RNA polymerase II. The transcript is spliced from 7 exons. The record is from RefSeq and is a predicted model, not a curated record.
GAGGAAGGAGCAUUUGCGCCUUCCUGCCUGCGGGAUCUGCAGCCCCCCCGCCUUUGGAGAGGGGAACUCGGUGGUUGCCAUCAAUGUAGAGAGGAGUCCAGGCACUAGAAAGAAUAACACCUUUUUACCUCUAAAAUACCUUCCAUGAAAGUGUCAUUGUUUGCACUCAGAGUAAUGUCUUGGCUUUGCAGGACUUGGCUUCAGCUGUUUGGUGAGCCCCUGCCUUAAGAAAGAGGCUCCUUGGAUUACGGGCCAAAAAUGGAAGAGCAAGACUCAAGUGGUCCUGAAGCAGCAAGAGUCCCAGAGGCAGUUGGGGUUUGGCACACUGGAGAAAGAUUUGUGCAGAAGGUUCUGGGUGGAGACACCAUCAGGUCAGAUGUCCCAUGCUGGAAAUUCAAGCAGUUCUGCUACCAGGAGGCUGCAGGGCCCCGAGAAUUUUGCAGCCAGCUCCAUGAUCUUUACCAUCAGUGGCUGAAGCCAGAAAGUCACAUGAAAGCUCAGAUGCUAGACCAAAUGGUCCUAGAGCAGUUCCUGACUAUCCUGCCCCCAGAGAUGGAGAGCUGGGUCAGAGAAUGUAGAAAGCAAACCACUUCCCAAGCAGUGGCAGAAGGUUUCCUCCUGAGCCAGGCAGAGGACAAGAAGCAGGAAGAGCAGCAGGGGCAGCGACUGGCAGCAGAAAUGGUGGGUGAUUUCUCUGAGGCAGAGAAGUCUCCGUUGGACUCCAGAGAGAGAUUGCUCUUCAGGGGGAAGGGCCAGGAUUGUGACCGAGGUGCCCCCUCUCUGGGCAGCAAAAAGAUGCCGGUCCCUCAUUCCAGGCCUUCUCCUCUCUUUGAUGGAGGGGAUGCGGUUGCUGUGCCAUCACCAGAUCAGUGUCUAGUGACCUUUGAGGAGGUGGCUGUGCAUUUCACGGAGGAGGAGUGGGCACUGCUGGAUCCAGAGCAAAGGGCUCUGCACAGGGAAGUCAUGGAGGAGACUGCAGUGCAUCUGGCUUCACUGGAAGCACUUUUAGGUGCCACCUUCUGGCUGGAAGAAGAGGAAGGACCGCUUGCCAAGGGCUCUGAGGAAGGGGAGAGAUCAGCAGGUGAUGAGAGGGGGCAUGAGAGAAAGGGUGAAAGGGACAGGAGAAAAGUUGGAGGAAACCAGGAGUGGAGAAAGAGACCCAUUCCUUCCAAAAGGAGUGACUUGCAUGAAAUUCCAAUCCAAAAAGAACUUCACAAAAGGAAUACAAUCAGUCUACAUUCAGAAAUCUCAGCUGGUGAGCCAGGCCUUGGCACUUAUCAAAUCAACCACGUGGAAAAGACCCAGUAUAAAUGCUCAGAUUCUGAAAAGAGCUUCCGUCACAGUGGAAGCCUAAUUUCCCAUAAGAUAAUUCACAGAGGGAAUAAACCGUUUCAGUGCCCAGUGUGCGGAAAGAGUUUCAAAAGCACCACACACCUUUCUUCCCAUCAUAGAAGCCACACUGGAGAAAAACCAUAUCAAUGUUCCGAGUGUGGAAAGAGCUUCAGCAGCAACACAACCCUCAUUUGCCAUCAUAGAAUCCACACUGGUGAAAAACCAUAUCAGUGCUCAGAGUGUGGAAAAAGCUUCAGCCAGAGCUCACACCUUUCUUCUCAUAAAAGAAUGCACACAGGGGAGAAACCAUAUCAAUGUUCAAUAUGUGGAAAGAGCUUCAGCAACAACACAAGCCUUAUUUACCAUCAUAGAAGCCACACGGGUGAAAAACCAUAUCAGUGCUCAGUGUGUGGAAAGGGGUUCAGCAACAGCACACACCUUUCUUCCCAUCAAAGAAUCCACACAGGGGAGAAACCUUAUCAAUGUUCAACAUGUGGAAAGAGCUUCAGCAACAACACAAGCCUUAUUUACCAUCAUAGAAGCCACACAGGUGAAAAACCAUAUCAGUGCUCUACGUGUGGAAAGAGCUUCAGCCAUAGCUCACAUCUUACUGAACAUCAAAGAAUCCACACAGGGGAGAAACCAUAUAACUGCUCAGUGUGUGGAAAGGGUUUCAGCAGUAGCACAAACCUUACUUACCAUCAAAGAAUUCACACAGGGGAGAAACCAUAUCAGUGCUCUAUGUGUGGAAAGAGCUUCAGCCAGAGAGCACACCUUUCUUCCCAUCAAAAAAUCCACACAAGGGGGACACCAUAUCAAUGUUCAGUGGGUGUAAAGAACUUGAGCCAGAGCUCAAGCCCUACUUCACAUCAAAGAACCCACAAAGGGGAGACACCAUAUCAAUGCUCAUUAUGUGGGAAAAGCUUCAGCCAGAGCUCACACCUUUCUUCUCAUCUAAGAAUCCACACAGGGGAGAAACCAUAUCAGUGUUCAACAUGUGGAAAGAGCUUCAGCAACAACACAAGCCUUAUUUACCAUCAUAGAAGCCAUACUGGAGAAAAACCAUAUCAGUGCUCUGUGUGUGAAAAGAGCUUCAGCCAGAGCGCACACCUUUCUACUCAUCAAAGAAUUCACACAGGGGAGAAACCGUAUAAAUGUUCAGUGUGUGGAAAGAACUUCAGCCAGAGUGCACACCUUUCUUCCCAUCAAAGAACCCACACAGGGGAGAAACCACAUCAAUGCUCAGUGUGCGGAAAGACCUUCAGCUCUAACCGAAAUCUUAUUAAGCAUCAAAGCAUUCACACAAGGUAAAACGUAUUUAACUGCUCAUGAUGUGGAAAGACCUUUGUGAAGAACUUCAUAUCCAAUUACUCACAUACAGAGAAUAUCACCUAAAUCCCAAGGUGCUGAGACAACUUCAAGAUGUGAUCUCGGAACCACUGUCUACAGUUCUUUAGAACUCCCAGAGAACAGGUGGAAUGAGGUCGAAAGCUCCCAAUCUUGAUCUUUGAAAAAGGGGAGUAGGGAAACUUCAGGUUUAUCCGUUUGACAUUGCUACCUGGCAGGAUCCUGACUCUGCUUCUUCUAGCUAACCUCAACCUGUGCCUUAGCUAACUAGAGUCAGUGUCUCUCUGUCUCUUGUCUGUCUCUUGCUCUCAAAACCUACUUUUCUCACUCCUUGUCCCUUUUCUUUGCCUCACUCUGUUUUUCACUUAAUCCUUGUCACUGUUUCUUUGUUUCAAUUAUUACUCAUUAUUUAAAGGUUUCAUUAAAUUCAUUUACAGUUAUAAUGUCUCCUUGCUUUCUCUUUUGGGAUGUUGGUUCACCUCACACUACUUUUCCCCGAUCUCUUCUCUCACACUAAUUAUUCUUGGGCCCUGGUUACUCCUUAGUAAUUAAGAUGCAUUUAACUAGUGUGUUAGCUGAUUGCUUAGUUAACUGCUUAGUUAUUUAGUUAACUGCUUAGUUAUUGAAUACCUAGCCAAUUUUUAAUUUAUAUCUAAAUAAAUUUUAUGUAUUUGUUUAUAUCUUUGUAAACUGCUUUGGGAACGUUUGUCAAAGAGUGGUAUAUAAAUAUAUCAUAUUUGUAUAUUAGAUAAUCAAUUUUAUAUAAAGACUAGUAAUUUUUAGCCCGUUAUAAUAACGGGCGCUAGCCUUAAGGUGAAAAGAGAUUUAUUUAUGGCCCCGCCCCCUGAGUGCGGCCGCAAGCGGGCCCAGUCCUUUCCUGUUCGGCCGCCGCAGCUACCGCCACCUCUUGCUGAGGCCGCAGCCGCCAUCGGGGCUAGUCGCCCCGCCACCGCCUCACCCGGACUCUCGCCGGUGUCGCGGCCGCCGCCAUCGGGGCCAGUCGCCCCGCUGCGGCCACCGCUACCUUUGGCCAAGGCCGCGGCUCCGCCGCCGCCUCGGCCGCACUCUCCUCCUGCCAUUGGCGGCGGCCGCUUUUCCUCGGCCCGCCGCUUCUGCUCCUCCCGGCCCUCUCGCCGUAACGCCGGCGGCCGCCAUCGGAGCCAGUUGCUCCACCGUGGCUACCGCCUGGUCCAACAUGGCCGCCCGUCUCUGGGCGGCCGUAUCUUUUUCGCCCGAUCUGGGCAUGCGCUCUGCGCAUGCCCAGAACGGGCGAAAAAGACACGGGCGGCACGGCCGCACGCCCAAGGCUUUUAUGGUAGAGGAUAAUCCAUUAUGAGAGGAGACCUGGUCUUGUGGUAGCAAGCAUGACUUGUCCCCCUAGCUAAGCAGGGUCUGCCCUGGUUGCAUUUGAAUGGGAAACCACAUGUGAGCACUGUAAGAUAUCCCCCUCAGGGGAUGGAGCCGCUCUGGGAAGAGCAGAAGGUUCCAAGUUCCCUCUCUGGCAUCUCCAAGAUAGGGCUGAGAGAGAUUCCUGCCUGCAACCUUGGAGAAGCUGCUGCCAGUCUGUGUAGAUAAUACUGAGCUAGAUAGACCAAUGGUCUUGCUUGGUAUACAGCAGCUUCCUAUGUUCUAUGUUCCACACUGUUACAACAUAUUCAAGAACCUACUUUAGUUAUGAUAGCUUACAAUAAAGGCUAAGUUAUUUGUGCAUAGCCACUAUUAACUUCUAGAGUGUUUUAUGUAAUGUGAGAAUACUCACAUGAAUUCUUAAAUGCCAUGCCUCUUCAUUGUAAUCAAUAGAAUAUAUUUUUAUUUGGAUCCUUAAAUCUGUAGCUGUCUUUUCUCCUCGGGUCUGCUUGACCAAGCCUUGUGAUCCAAAUUUAGGGGUGCCAGAGUACUAUGCAUUUCAGGGGUAGGGAAGUCAACUGAAGAGUGGUUGAAGGAGCUGCAUUUAGCCUAAAGAACAGCAAGCUAAGAGGGAGAUAUGGGGAGUCUUCAAAUAAUUGAAAGACAAUCACAGAGGAGUAGCAGACCUCUUCUAUCUUGCUCCAGAGGGCAGAAUGGGAACCAGUGGGUUGAAAUAAAGAAGCAGAUUCAGGCUAGGUCCAAUUUCUAGACUCUGAGCUGUUCGACAGUGGGACAGUUGGCAUUCUGCAGCCAUGGCUUCAUGUGGUCAUGGUUUGUCCUUUUUUCCAAAUAAUUUCAAACAGAGGAUGAGCAGGGAAGCUGUAAGUUUCCUGAAUUGAGUGGCGUGCUGGAAUAGAAAACCUCUAAGGUCCUUCCAGCAGUUAAAAUUAUAUAAUUCUGUAUUAUGCCUCUUUGUCCAAUCAGACUUGAAAACAAAGAGAAAAUCUACACAGCAUAAAAGUCAUAUGCCUGUUCAAAAUGGGACAGAAGGGAAGCUUUUUUGUACUAUGGGCUACAUUUUUCAGAGGUCUAAGGAAAAGUAAUGGGGAGAAUACAUAGUGAAAAAAGAAAAGUUUGGUACUAAGAGUUCAGUAAUAAAUAAAUAAGAUGGUCAAAGAGUUGGCAGGGUUUGAAAAAGAAAACAUGCUUUAUUACAGAGGGGGUACAUUGAUGGAAAUGGAUAGACAGGAUCCCCCCCACCCAUCGCUUGAAAGAAAGUAGGUGUCUGGUGAGAUGAAUUAACCAAGUUAGUUUACAUUCUUUCUGUUUCUUUGUUUUAUAAUGUGUAAACUAAUAUGUUAUCUAGGAAAGAAAAGAGAAAAGUAUAUUAAGGAUCCUUGAAGUCAAAAUUGGAAAUAUGUUAGUGUCAAUUACAUGUCAAAAUGGUUUUAUUUAUUUAUUGUUAAAUUUAUAUACCGCCUUUCAUUAAAAACAAUCCCAAGGUGAUUAUAAUCCUUGUAACUCAUUUGUAAACUCAGUGUUGUGUAAAACAUUGUAUUAUAUUGUUGAUUGUUUGCCACAAUAAAAGGUUAACCUUAA